Drosophila kikkawai is the source of this 2429-nucleotide messenger RNA. Its product is annotated as U3 small nucleolar RNA-associated protein 14 homolog C. Gene Ontology annotation, cellular component: small-subunit processome; nucleolus. The record is from RefSeq and is a predicted model, not a curated record. Gene Ontology annotation, biological process: rRNA processing. Lineage: Eukaryota; Metazoa; Arthropoda; Insecta; Diptera; Drosophilidae.
CCUGUACACGUGCGCCGUAAACUCAUUCGUUUAUUAUUGUUGAAUUUGGCAAAAUCUCAAGCUAAUUAUGAGUGACGAUGAGGAGCAAUACGAUCCCAAGGCACACAAGAAGCUGCUGCAGGCCAUCGGCAGUCUGGGCAACGUGCAGCACAUCCAGAAGUCAACGCGCGACGAGCGACAGACCCGCCAAGAUGAGUUUCAGCUGGUGAAGAGCGUGUCAUCCUCGGCUACGGAUCGGGCGCCCAGGGCAGUGGGUCUCAACGACUUGGUGCAGAUCCUUCGCACCUCCACCAAGCACAGCCAGACGGGCAAGAAGCUGAAAAAUGUGCAGAGCAGCAAGAAAGUGCUGGAGAAGCCCCUAGAAAAGCCGGCAGCGGAUCGCAUUAAGCGUACCAUUGGCUACGAGGGAGUGACAAAGAAGCUAGGCCGCUGGGACGCUGUGGUGGCCCAACAGCGAUCGGCGGAGACGCAGGUCUUUCCCUUACAGAGUGAAACGAUUUACGUAAACACCGCGGCAAAUGCCCGAGCCCUGAAAACGAGCUUGAAGUCCGAUCUGGCCAAGGAGCUCGAGGCCAGUAAUCGCAAGCUACGAGAGCUGCGCAAGGCCCAAAUUGGCGACACCACGGAUGAGAAGGAGCUGGCCAAAAAGGAGCGCCAACUGUUGCAAAAGAAACUCACCCGCGAUGAGCUCUUCGCCCGCCGCAAGGAGUUGGCCUACCUGAAGAUGCGCGAGUCCCAGAAGUCGGCCAAAGAGCGCAUGCAGAACAAAAUCAAGUCCAAGAAGUACCACAAGCUGCAGAAGCGCCAAAAGAUGCUGGAGCAGAUGAAGGAGUUCGAGCUUCUGCAGAAAACAAACCCAGAGGCGGCCCUCGAAAAGCUAAAUGCUCUAGAGAAGAGUCGUGUGCAGGAGCGGGCCAGCUUGCGACACAAAAACACUGGAACCUGGGCCAAGAAUCUCCAGGUUCGAGCCAAAUACGACAAGGAUGUGCGUAAGGAUCUGGCCGAGCAAUUGGCGGUUAGCAGGGAGCUGACACAGAAGAAGCAGGAGUCUGACAGCGAGGAUGAGUCGAGCAGGAAAAGAGCGGCUCUGGAAGAGGAGAAUCAGGAGGACUACGACCCCUUCAAUCCCUGGACAAAGCGAAAGUCGGCGGAUAACAAGGAAGGCAACGAAAACGCUGAAGGUGAAGGCGAAAAUUGGCGGCAAUAUUGGUCAAAGCGGAAUCACAAUGAAAAGUUAUUAGAAGAGCAUCGUAGGGAUAUGGAGGAGGAGGAGGAAAGUGAAGAUCAAGAGGAGGAAAAACCGAUCGCCAAGCCUGCUAAGAAAACUCUUAAAAAAUCAAAGGUUAAAAUGCAAAAUGGCUGGACAGUCGAAGAAGUGGAACCAAGUGUCGCCCCUAAAAGCCAAGUGAAAGCACCACCCCAAAGCCUUGAUGACAUUUUCGAAAAACACGACGAUCAGAUGAGGGCCAAGCUAACCAAGAAGCUGGAGAAGCUGAAGCAAAGGGUAGACAAGCUCAAGGCAGCUCCCGCUAAGAGUAAAAAGGCCAAAAAGAUAAAGGAUGCCCUAAAAAACCUGAAAGAUUUGGAACUGAAAAAGACCAAGCAGCGGGUGGAGAUCGAUGAGCCUUUGAAUUACGGGAACGAGCAGGAGGAGCCGUCUCAGAAAAUCCCUCCCCCCGUUGAGGAAAGUAAGGAGACCCCACCACUAAUAGUAGACACUGUAGAUCCCAACAAGGUAACCACUCUGGUGUUUACUCAAAAGAAAACCAGUCGCUCGGCAGGUGGCAUAGGCGAUGCUCUGAUGGACGAUGAUGCGGCGGACUAUGAUGAUGAAGAUGACGCAGCGGCUGCCGAACAUCAACUGACUGUUAGUCAGGCCUUCGAGGAUGAUGACAUUGUGGCCGACUUUAAUCGGGACAAAAACAAGGACUCUGAGCUAAAGAACACUGAGCUGCAGCUGUUCAUGCCUGGAUGGGGUUCCUGGGCUGGUGCCGGCAUAUCCCAGGAGGCGGUGGAGCAGCGAAAUAAGCGGCUCCUCCUGAAGCUAGCGGAGCCGGAGAAGCGACGCGACGACAACAAGGACAACCUCUAUGUGAACGAGGCCAGCUGCAAGAAGGCACGCGAGCACAAGGUCUCCAGUCUACCAUUUCCCUUCCGAUCCCUGGCCGACUACGAAGCCAGUAUCCGGGCGCCGAUUGGCCGGAACUUUGUCCCGGAAACGGCCUUCCGGAUGCUAACGCGACCCUCGGUCAUUACCCGCAAGGGCCAGGUCAUUGAGCCUAUGGACGAAAGCGAGCUGGUCAAGCCGAACAGGCGUUUGCGGCACAUUGUGGACAAGAGGAUACAGCGCAUACCAGUAGUGCCGGCCAAGGAGGCGAAAGCUAAGAACUAGGAAAGUAAAUACGGAAAUAAAUUUCUUUAAAAUUUGA